Messenger RNA from Mangifera indica (mango), 1376 nucleotides. RefSeq names its product erlin-2-B-like. The record is from RefSeq and is a predicted model, not a curated record. Gene Ontology annotation, biological process: SREBP signaling pathway. The coding region runs from base 51 to 1148 and encodes 365 amino acids. The transcript has 9 exons. Gene Ontology annotation, molecular function: cholesterol binding; ubiquitin protein ligase binding. Gene Ontology annotation, cellular component: endoplasmic reticulum membrane; endoplasmic reticulum. NCBI's taxonomy places the organism in Eukaryota, Viridiplantae, Streptophyta, Magnoliopsida, Sapindales, Anacardiaceae.
AAUUGAAUAAAUUCAUCAAAAUUUUCACUAAAAGAAAAAAAGAGCAAGCCAUGGAUCCACAGCAACGGAGAGAGGGAGCUCCGGUGCCACGGCCCCCGACCGGUGAUUCCUCAGCCGUUCUCUCAGUGUUCCUCGCUUUCAUCGUUAUCUUUGCCAUGAUACUGAUCCCAUCAGCUUCAAAUAUCCCAUCGGCUUCAAAUAUCAAAAGUAGCUUAUCCAUUUUACACCAAGUCCCAGAAGGCCAUGUUGGGGUAUAUUGGAGGGGUGGUGCUCUUCUACGUACAAUAACUGGUCCAGGUUUCCAUUCGAAAUUGCCUUUGAUAACCCAGUAUGAGCCUGUUCAAGUGACCCUUCAGACAGAUCAGGUGACUGACAUUCCUUGUGGAACCAAAGGGGGUGUCAUGAUCAACUUUGAAAAGAUAGAGGUUGUUAAUCGGCUUCGUAAGGAAUAUGUGUAUGAGACACUGCGUGACUAUGGUGUGCAUUAUGACAAGACUUGGAUUUAUGACAAGAUCCAUCAUGAGAUCAAUCAGUUCUGCAGCUCUCAUAGUCUUCAACAAGUCUAUAUCGAUGUAUUUGAUCAGAUUGAUGAAAAGAUGAAAGAUGCUCUUCAGGUUGACUGCACACGAUAUGCUCCGGGCAUUGAAAUUAUCAGUGUGCGUGUUACAAAGCCUACUAUUCCAGAUCGUAUUAGACGUAAUUUUGAACAGAUGGAAGAGGAACGCACGAAGGUGUUAAUUGCUAUUGAGAGACAGAAAGUUGUAGAGAAAGAGGCAGAGACAAGCAAGAAGAUGGCUAUCAGUGAAGCUGAGAAAAAUUCCAAUGUUAGCAAGAUCCUCAUGGAGCAGAAGUUGAUGGAGAAGGACAGUGCCAGAAGGCAGGAAGAAAUUGAAAACCAAAUGUACUUGGCUCGUCAAAAGAGCCAGACAGAUGCUGAUUUCUACCGCUUAAUGAAAGAAGCCGAAGCUAACAAGUUGAUGCUUACUCCCCAAUUUCUUGAGCUCAAAUUUAUCGAGGCCAUAGCUGAUAAUACAAAAAUUUUCUUUGGUGAUAAGGUGCCCAAUAUGAUUUUGGAUCAGAGACUGCUGGGGAACUUCCUUCAAGAGGUGUCUAGAAAUAUAUCUAGGAAGGGGAAAGCAGAUGCUUAAAUUCUAAUGGGUGUAGUAGGCACAUACACUGUCACAAAACAAGAAGAAUAUAUUGAUGUGUUUCUUAAACCACAUUUUAGUUUUUCAUAGGGAAAUAUUUAUUUCUAAAGGUAAUCACCAUUUUUCUUGGCUACUGGUGUUGUCAGUCUGUCGAACAAUCCCAUCCACUGGUUGUGCAAAACCAUGCAAUUACAAACGGGUAUAAAUCAUGUUAUAUGCUUGUUUUUA